AUGGAUAUGACGAUACCAUCACUCCCACUCGAGAUCUGGACUAGGAUCCUCGGACAUGUCAGCGAACCACACUAUCUACCCCGCACCUGGCUAAACUGCCGGCGCGUAUCGCACGCGUUCAAGGCCGCCACGGAGACGGCGUUCACAGACGUCUACCUGCGCCGUAUGGUCAUUCGCACGGAGCUCGCCGAGAUUAUUGACCUGACGUUUGCCGGGUUCGCGGAGAACGACCGGUCCGUGGUGUGUUUUGCCCAUGCCCCGGCCGACCGGCGCGACGCCCCACCUCGCAUGCCGCCCGAACUGAUGGCGAGACUGGAACAGCAGGCAGAGCGUGCCUGGACGCGCGAGCACCAACGUUAUCUGAGUUCGAUAGAAAAUGGCUCACCGUCAUUACUAUAUCAGAUCUGGCUCAUGGGUCAUGUGGAAGAUACCGGCUUUCCAGGUCUGAAGAUGGACAUUUCUAGCAGGAGCAUGUGGUUUGAGUGGAAGACGUUGCUAAGUACCAUGUUUGGGGAGAUUGAGUACAGAAAGUGGCUUCUUCGGAAAGAGAUAGAAGCGUCUCUUGGUGAAGGAAACGAGGAGAGUUGGGGAGAAUCUCCGCCGCAAGAUGCCAUCAGUCGCGUGGCCAAUAUUGAGAUGCACGUCCGUAAGCUCAGACCUUGGAAUGCUGCCUCAAAGCCUGGGCGCGACCGCAGGCAAGAGUGGCAAGUCAAUUCCCUACAAGCUUAUCGACCUGAUUUGGGUGUCUGGUGGAGGGAAGAAGAGAACUGGGGGGUUGUUUAUGAUGAGGUUCAUCCUAGAUAUCCGCAAAGACCGCCUGAGACAUGA
Messenger RNA from Pestalotiopsis fici W106-1, 828 nucleotides. RefSeq lists its product as uncharacterized. Bases 1 to 828 code for a protein of 275 amino acids. The transcript has a single exon. NCBI's taxonomy places the organism in Eukaryota, Fungi, Ascomycota, Sordariomycetes, Amphisphaeriales, Sporocadaceae. The record is from RefSeq and is a predicted model, not a curated record.